This is a messenger RNA of Scomber japonicus (chub mackerel), 632 nucleotides long. It is a transcript of the gene mrpl41, whose product is annotated as mitochondrial ribosomal protein L41. Gene Ontology annotation, cellular component: mitochondrial large ribosomal subunit. Gene Ontology annotation, biological process: translation. The record is from RefSeq and is a predicted model, not a curated record. Gene Ontology annotation, molecular function: structural constituent of ribosome. Bases 81 to 488 code for a protein of 135 amino acids. The transcript is spliced from 2 exons. NCBI's taxonomy places the organism in Eukaryota, Metazoa, Chordata, Actinopteri, Scombriformes, Scombridae.
GGAAAGUGAGACACACAUUUGAUCGGGAGCAGCAGUGUGCUCAAGUUUGUCAGUCUGGAAGGAGAAAGCUCUGCAGCAUCAUGGGUGUGUUAUCCACUCUGAUGAGGGGUCUGAUGAGAGGAGCCGACAGAAUGUCAGAGUUCACCAGCAAACGUGGUUCACGGACUCACAAUAAAGGCAGGGGCUCAAGACCCACUGGACUGAAGCUCUCCAGCAACAAAUAUCUCACCGUAAAAGCCAUGAUUCCUGAGUUUGUGGUGCCAGAUUUGGAAGAAUUCAAACUGAGACCUUACGUAUCAUACCGAACCCCCAAAGGAACAGAGCCCCCGCUCACAGCAGAGAGUCUGUUUGCGGAGGUUGUGGCCCCUCAGAUCAAGAUAGACUUUGAGGAGGGCACUUUCAGCAAAGACCAGCUGGAGAAAUAUGGAUUUAAUCCCAAGCAGGAAGGGAAGCUGUUCAAACUUUAUCCAAAGAACUUUGUGCGUUAAAGAUGCAUUUCCUGUUAUUUACCAGGAAAGAAACAGACUGCUGAUUAACUGAAAGUACAUGUGACUGUAAAUUAUGUUUAAAAAAAUUAAUUUUCUAUGUGGCUGACUUCUCUUACUUUCAUGAAGCUUAAUAAAACCUCCAUA